AUGGUUGAUGGGAGCAGAAAAGAAGAUGUUGUCUUCGGCAGGAGGGGCGCCAUUACAUUUAUCCUGGGGGAAGGCACGCCCGCUUUCUCGCGUGGGCCGCUGACAGGGCCGCGGCCGUAUGGGCUACUCGCAGGUCACCAAUUGGUUAUGAAAACUGAUGACAGGAGUAUUGACCAGCACAUCCAAUGUCAGGGAAAUAAGCAGAUCCCCGUCUAUGUUAUACCUGGCGGUCGGGUUAAUAUGAAUACUCAGUAG
Messenger RNA from Penicillium cosmopolitanum, 255 nucleotides. RefSeq lists its product as uncharacterized. NCBI's taxonomy places the organism in Eukaryota, Fungi, Ascomycota, Eurotiomycetes, Eurotiales, Aspergillaceae. Bases 1 to 255 code for a protein of 84 amino acids. The record is from RefSeq and is a predicted model, not a curated record. The transcript is spliced from 2 exons.